This is a messenger RNA of Periophthalmus magnuspinnatus, 942 nucleotides long. RefSeq names its product olfactory receptor 10A3-like. Lineage: Eukaryota; Metazoa; Chordata; Actinopteri; Gobiiformes; Gobiidae. The transcript has a single exon. Gene Ontology annotation, molecular function: G protein-coupled receptor activity; olfactory receptor activity. The coding region runs from base 1 to 942 and encodes 313 amino acids. Gene Ontology annotation, cellular component: membrane. Gene Ontology annotation, biological process: G protein-coupled receptor signaling pathway. The record is from RefSeq and is a predicted model, not a curated record.
AUGGGGGGAAACACUACUCAGUUCCUGUUCUUUAACUUAACCAUGUUCUUAAAAAUUGAAGUUUACCGCUACCCUGCCUUUGUCUUGUGCCUGUUGAUAUAUUGUUUUAUCCUGUUUGCCAAUCUGGUUGUGAUCACUGUUAUUUCACGUGAGAGGUCUCUACACGAGCCAAUGUACUUAUUCAUUGCUUGCUUGUCUUUCAAUGCUUUGUAUGGCUCUACUGGAUUUUUCCCCAGGUUUUUGAUGGAUCUACUUUCUGACACUCACCUCAUCUCACGGCCAGCUUGUUUCAUUCAGGUGUAUACUAUUUACAGCUUUGUGGGCUGUGACUUAAUGAUACUUGGGGUCAUGGCAUAUGAUAGAUAUGCUGCUGUAUGCUAUCCUUUACACUAUCACAGGAAAAUGAACUUGAAUACGUUUGCUAUAUUAGCAGUAGUGACCUAUAUCUAUCCUUUUGUUAUCGUAAUAGCAUGCGUUUUGCUAUCAGCUAAGCUUCCAUUAUGUGGCAACAAAAUACACAAAGUGUACUGUGCUAACUGGAAUAUAGUCAAACUCUCUUGUGUUUCCACAGCUCUUAAUAACAUGGUAGGGAUGCUUCUAUCCAUAACUGUUGUCUUUAUCCCCCUCUUAUUUGUAUUGUACACAUAUUUACGGAUUGUCACUAUUUGUUGGAAAGCCUCCUCAGAAUAUAAAGGUAAAAUUUUCCAAAACUGCUUACCACAUAUUAUAUCGUUCACAACUUUUUGUCUUGCAUCAUUUUGUGAUGUCAUUUUGAGUCGCAUUGACCUGGAGAUGAUUAAUCCAGUCCUUGCUGUUAUUUUAUCAAUGGAAGUUGUUAUAAUUACUCCGAUUGUGAAUCCUCUUGUGUAUGGGCUGAAGUUACCAGAAAUAAGAAAACAAAGUUUUAAGAUGCUAUUCUUAACACCUAAAUACUGUAAAUAA